AUGUCCAGAGACGCCUAGUAACUUUUCAGAUUCUAUCAAGACCUUUCUCACUUAACUCAAAGAGGAAGCACUAUUGCAGAGUAUGUCUGGAUCGACGGAAGUGGUAUUACACUCAGAUCAAAAGCAAAGACUAUUACUAAGAAAGUCGAAAAACUUGAAGAUAUCCCUGACUGGAAUUAUGAUGGUUCAUCAUGCUAUUAGGCUUCAACCCACAAUUCUGAGGUCAUCAUGAAGCCUAUUGCUUUCUACCCUGACCCAUUCAGAGAAGGUGAUAACAUCAUUGUCUUGACUGAGACUUUUGUCUGGGCUGAUGAUACCUUCAAAACCCUUGUUCCAGCUAACACUAACUUCAGACAUUUCGCCAAGAGGAUCUUUGAAAGUGGAGAUCAUGAAAAACCUUGGUUCGGUAUUGAAUAGGAGUAUUCUCUCUUAGAAACCAAGAAUAAGUUCGUCAUCAAGCCACUUGGAUGGCCAUCAUCUGGGUUCCCAGGCCCAUAAGGCCCCUACUAUUGCUCAGUUGGAGCCAACAACUGCUAUGGAAGAGCAAUCAUGGAUGCUCACUACAAAGCAUGUCUCUUCUCUGGAGUCAAGAUCUCUGGAACCAACUGUGAAGUUAUGCCUGGUUAAUGGGAGUACCAAGUAGGACCUUGUGAAGGUAUUGAAGCUGGAGAUAUGCUCUGGGUAUCAAGAUAUCUUCUAGGUAGAGUCGCCGAGGAUUUUGGUGUAUCAGUAUCUUUCGAACCUAAGUUAUUCAAGGACUGGAAUGGUGCAGGCUGCCAUACCAACUUCUCAACUACAACAAUGAGAGCAGGUACAGGUGGAAUGGAUUAUAUCCACGGCCUUAUGGAAAGAAUGUCAAGUAAGCACAGAGAGCACAUUGAACUCUACGGAGACAACACCAAGAGACUAACAGGUCAUCAUGAGACAUCAGAUCCAACUAAAUUCUCUUAUGGGGCAGGUAACAGAGCUGCAUCAGUCAGAAUUCCAACAUCAACUGCUGCCGAUAACGGAAGAGGUUAUAUUGAAGAUAGAAGACCUGCUUCAGAUAUUGAUCCAUACGUUGUUGGAGCCGCCAUCAUUGAUACAUGUAUCCUCGACGAGUCUCUCCUUAAACCACUCUAUGAACACUACACUGCAUGGAAAGCAUGGAGACCAACUGCUGGUAUCGAGGAAUGA
Messenger RNA from Stylonychia lemnae, 1176 nucleotides. The record is from the annotation of a GenBank genome assembly. NCBI's taxonomy places the organism in Eukaryota, Ciliophora, Spirotrichea, Sporadotrichida, Oxytrichidae.